Messenger RNA from Gadus chalcogrammus (walleye pollock), 3416 nucleotides. RefSeq names its product protein phosphatase 4, regulatory subunit 2b (gene ppp4r2b). Lineage: Eukaryota; Metazoa; Chordata; Actinopteri; Gadiformes; Gadidae. The coding region runs from base 109 to 1458 and encodes 449 amino acids. The transcript is spliced from 9 exons. Gene Ontology annotation, molecular function: protein phosphatase regulator activity. Gene Ontology annotation, cellular component: protein phosphatase 4 complex; cytoplasm; nucleus. The record is from RefSeq and is a predicted model, not a curated record. Gene Ontology annotation, biological process: protein dephosphorylation.
UAGCGCCAUAUUAAAAUGCUCCUUCCUCUUCCACUCGGAGCAGCCAGCAGCUAACCGCUAGCCGCCAGUGUGCCGUCUGCAUCCAGAACAUUGUCAGGGGGCGACGACAUGAUGGACAUUGACUCACUUCAGGAAGCGCUGAAAGACUUCGAUAAGAAAGGAAAGCAAGAGAGCUUUCCUCUUCUGGAGCAGUUUCUUUGCCAUAUCGCCAAGACCGGAGAGACCCUGGUUCAAUGGCCUCAGUUCAAGAACUACUUCCUGUUCAAGUUGGAGAAGGUCAUGGAGGACUUCAGGGUCUCGGUACCCGAACAGAGAGGCCCUGCCAACCCCAACGUGGAGUCCAUCCCAUUUGAGGAUAUGAAGGAGAGGAUACUGAAGAUAGUGAAGGCAUAUAAUGGAAUCCCAUUCACCAUCCAGCGCUUGUGUGAACUUCUCACAGAGCCCAAGAGGAACUACACAGGAACAGAUAAGUUCCUCCGAGGUAUAGAGAAGAAUGUAAUGGUGGUUAGCUGUGUCCAUCCGACCUCAGAGAAAAAUGGCUGCAGUGGAAUCAGUAGAAUGAAUGGAGUGAUGCUUCCUGGGAACACGUCGGCCUUCUCAGAGAGGAAAGUGAACGGACCAGGGACUCCGCGACCACUGAACCGACCGAAGAUGUCGCUGGCCAGCUCACUAGCAGCCAACGGUCUGCCAGACAGCACAGACAACAAGGACUCGGAACCAGACCAGGAGGACGACAAAGAGUCCAGUGAGGUGUCGGAGUCGGGCAGCCUGGGCAGCUCAGUGAAGAACAAGCACCAGGACGAAGACGACGACGAGGAGGACAUGGAGUCAGAGCAGCACGAGGUGAAGAGGCUAAAGUUCAACAACAAGGAGGAGGAGUAUGACGACGACGAAGACGAGGACGAGGAGGACGACGAGCAGGAGUCGGACACGCUGAGAGAGCUGCACACAUCGGGAUGCUCCUCGAAGGAGGCCGAGGCCAUGGUGCAGGAGAAGGAUGAAGAGGAGGAGGAGGAGGAGGACAACGUGGCCUCCAGCAGUGCGGGCUCCAUCGAAGAACAAGAGCCCAGCAGCAGCACGCAGGCGGAGAUGCCCGCCGACCCGGGCCACGAGGAGCAGGCGGAGAGGGAGGUGCCGUGUGGCUCCCAGGAGGAAGGCAGCAGCGACAUGGACCAGACGGAGCAGCAGGCCCCGGCCGGCACCCCGGAGGAGGGGCCCGACACCAGCAGGGACAGCGACGACGGCGCCAGCGACCCGGUCAGCAGCAGCAGCAGCAGCACCACCACCACCAGCAGCAGUAGCAGUAGUAGCAGUGUGGUCGAGGAGAGCAGCGCCGAGGUCCGAGAGGAGGGAGCCCCCGCUCCCUCCAGCAGUACACCGGAGACCCCUACAGAGGGCGCCGCAGAGGGCGCCAGCUUGAACACUGGGACCAGUGACGAGCCCAUGGACCAGGACUAGACUAGACUCCUGAACCCGAGACCAUUCACAAAAAACAUCCACCCUGAGUCCAUGAGUCCAGCGUGGGAUGAGGGACAGUUUGUCUGCUAAUUGAGACAAACGUUGUGUCUUGCUUUUGUGGGCGUGCCCUCCAAAAUGCAGCCUGGCAUUAAUGUGGGCAUACAAAUACAAUUUUGGUUUUGAAUUUUUUUUCCUUCUUAUUUUAAUUUUAUUUUUUUACCGGAAAGGUUUUUCUUUUUUUCUAUACAUAUAUAUAUAUAUAAUUAUUCUUACUGCUUCUGUUCAUUUAAAAAUUUCCUGAAGGUCAUUUGUCUCUGAGCUGUGCGUUCUGACAACCUUGACUCCCUUGGAUAGCUAUCUUCUUGUUGUCGUCGUUUCAACACUGGGCAGUUCGGAUACCGUGUUAUUCUGCUACUUUUAUCCUUUUCUCCCCCCCCACCCACCAUCUUUAAGCGGUCCUGCUGUUUUUGGACCGAAAGAAAUGGAAGAGGUCAGUUUUUGAAGACUUCGACUUGGUUAGCGGGCCACAGGACGGGAACAGACCCCACUCCAGCCAUCACUGCAGUUUGAGCUUACAGGAAAGAUUUACUAGCACCAUCAACUGUUCCUGACUGAAGCACACGGCACCACCACGGGCUUCCCUCAAGUGCCAUCAUCACUUGAGGAUGCAUUUUUUUAUGAAUAUAUAUAUAUAUAUUUCCGGAAGACGCAUUUCCCUACCUCCCACAUCGUGUCCUUUUUACACAUAACUACCCCUAUGUUUGUCAAUGAUCCGUAAUCCAACCCCCACUGAAGAAUGCUACUGAAAUGCCCUUGGCAGGCCUCUGUUGUAAGGUAUAUACAUUUUUGAAUGCAAAGAUCCCCCCCCCCAACCCUAUAAUUAUAAUUUAUCGGAUCAUUUCUUUUUUUGUAGUGUUUUAUUUUUAUUAUUGUCUUUGUCUGCCCGUUCUAAUGUCCAAAGCCAGCUGUACGUACAAAGAGGACUUUCUGCUUACUUUGUAUUUGUGAUGUCCCCAUGUUAUUCUCACACACGGAUAUCCAGAGCAGUCACUGGUUACAGUUCCACGCCUGUUUCUGCAGCUGUACCUUUUUGAUAUUUAGAAUUUUAAAUUUCUGUAAAGUAGAUUUUUGUAGAUUGUAAUACGGUAUGUGUUCACUGCCUUUGUGAAACCAUAUAUAAUAGUAUAAUUUCUGUGUAUACUCUGAAUGCUCCUGAUUUCAAUGUGGUAUUCAGAAACAGCAAUAAAUGUUAACAUUUUUAAUACUUUUCGUCAUGCUUGCCCAUAAUGUGACGCUCUUUUACAUACAGCACUCGGGGUCAGAAGCUGGGUCCUGGAACGCUGAAUCACUGUUCUUCUCUCAUGCUGGGGUAACCUUUUGAAAGGUGUGAUUAUUCAUUUCACCUGACUGACUGCAUAAGCUCAGUGACGCGAUCGUCUUGCUGGUAACGGCAGGUUAAUUCGUAAAUGGAUGCAACAAGCAUUAUUCCUGUCACAGUUAAAUGCCCGUCCAAUUCCAUCAACUGUUUUUGGACAGUCUUGCAUAGUGCUCUAGUGUUUUGUGAGAAAACUAGCCCCGUUGGUAAAAUAUGCAAUGAACACUGCAAACACGGUUAACGGGGCUUGAUUUCUACUGGGCCUGCCCAUGCCAAGAAUGUAUGCCCUGCUCUGGUAUUGGGAUGCUUUGUCGUCAACCAAGUGUGUGUUUGUGUGUUCGUUUAGACUGGAACCUCUCGGUUAAUUUUAGAUUUCCAAGGGGCGUUAUCAACAUGCGCAGAAUGGGAUGGGGGCCAGACGCAUAUGCCAGAGCAAAUAAAACAUGUGUUGGCAGAUUUGCCUGGUUCCUAGGCUAAUGAAAUACACAAGCAAAAAACGUUGCCAAAUCGUAACCUAUUCAAAAAUAGAAAAAAACGAAAUGUCACCCUACAUCAGUUGAUCCCUUCUAGCUAUUUAUAAGAC